This is a messenger RNA of Penicilliopsis zonata CBS 506.65, 1284 nucleotides long. RefSeq lists its product as hypothetical. The coding region runs from base 1 to 1284 and encodes 427 amino acids. Lineage: Eukaryota; Fungi; Ascomycota; Eurotiomycetes; Eurotiales; Aspergillaceae. The record is from RefSeq and is a predicted model, not a curated record. The transcript has 4 exons.
AUGGCGCGCGUCGCCAGGCGAGCGGCGUCGGCAUUUGCCCCGCGCACUGCCAACCGGGCUGCUAGAAGACGAAGACAUAAAGUGGUCAUGGAAACGGUGACACAGGAGAAGAAAAAGCUACGAAGCGUCCUCUCAUUUGAAGCAAAAGCACCCCCGGGAUAUACUUUUAUUCCUGCUGGAAAUCCACAGCUCACAACUGCGUGUAAGGAGAUGUGUCGGAAUGAUGGCCUGAAGGUGUUUGCUGUCACGACAACUCCACAUAUGCAUACACAUAAUCUCUCUCAACAUGUACACCGAAUAGGGUAUCAUUUUCCUAGUGCUGUUGUUGCUACCGUGUGUAUGGACUUGGGUGUAUACCUCACAAGCACUGGGAAAGCAGUGGUGUCUUCUCAAGCCAUCGAACCUAAUAAAGGCCGCAAGCGUGCUAACUCAGAGGUCUCUCAAACUACAAUUAAUACAGAAGCAAGAGAUGUCCUCUUAGAUUUAUUCCCAAACAUACCAGAAAAGGAUCUCACCCAGAUCAUCAAGACCUCCUUCCAAAAGGGGCAACGUAAAGUUGGUACCGCGGUUGAGCUGCCCCUAGCUCGUCGAGCCCAGCUUGCCGUGGUUGCUCAUAUUCGUCACAUCUAUACGGACUAUGACAAGCUGUUGAAAACUACUUCGUUUCACGAAGCUCGGAGCGCGGUCGAGGAAUCCACUCUUGCCAAGCUUGUAGAAUGGCGCGGAGAUGAUGAAAAUGGAAGAACUGUCCUAGAAGACGUUUUUAGAGAGGUCAUCGUUAUAUCGGAUGACGAAGAUUCGGAUAUCGAUGAGGAAACCGUACCGGUCUCUGCUGAUCGAGAUUACAGCGUGGAGGUCAUUCAAAGGAAUGCCCGGGCAGAUGAACUUCAAACCAGACCGGUCAAUUAUGCCAUCCAGUCUCAUCCAGAAACUUUGCGGGACUUGUCUGAUGACGAUGCUCACCCGGGCUUUCGAUUCAUCCGAAAUCCCCCCCGGAACCCCAAGAUUGAUCGCCGAGGCUUUAGCAGAUAUCAGGCCUGGGACCGCGCUAUUAAUCGAUACAGGAAUGUUAUUAAGCAAACUAAUACUAGUAGUGCCGGUGACAAUCCCAUGUCUUCGUAUACUGCUCAACAGCCACCAAGACACGAACCAGGACCUCAAGCACCAUGCACAGGACACAUCCCCGUCGCACCAGUUUCUGGCUCUCAUCAAGAGCACUGGAUCAGCCGGCCGGGGGAUUCUGUCGUCAGACCUGUGAUUGAGUCACCUGUAAGUGUGGUAUAG